UCGAAUCCUGCCGACUACGGCCGGGGCCGCCGCGCCCCAGGCGUGAUUUUUAUUUCCCGCUCGCCCUGCCCGACGGGAGGCGGCGCACGGACGGCGGGGCGGGGGUGAAGCCCGCCUCGCCUCGCCGCGCGGGGCCGGUGCGGCGAGCUCCCGGGACGCCCCCCUCUUCCCCUCUCCCCGCAGGUGGCGGAGGCCCCGCCCCUGCCAGCGCGGGGGCGGUGCGCGAGCGGCGGGGCCGCCUUGGCAACCGCCGGCGGCGGCGGCAAGAUGGCGGACGACCUGGACCGGCUGCUGGACGAGGUGGAGCAGCGGCUCUGCCGCUUGCCAGCGCGGGCGGUGGGCGACGGGCGGGACCGCGGCGGGGGCGAGGACGACGGCGAGGAGAAGGGAGCGGCGGCGGCGGCGGCGGCGGCGAAGGCCAGAUCAGCUAAACUAUUAAUGAGCGCUGGCAGCAGUGAAGAAAAUAUAGACGACAUUUUUGAUGAAAUAUGUAAUGACAGCAGUUUCGCCAAAACCUCUCUGAAAUCGAAGUCUAACUCUGGAGGUAUCACACCUCACAGCAGUAGUCUUGUCAUGCAGGCUUAUGGGAAAAGGUGCUGUCCAGUGUAUCUAGGUGGAAGCUCCUCACCAUAUGGUAUAGGAACAAAUAUUUCAAAAAGAACAUGUGAUCAGCUACGUUGUACUGCUUGUGACUUCCGCGUGUCACUUUACAAUGACUACAUAUGGGAUCAGUCCUGUGAUUAUCUUUUUUUCAGGAAUAACAUGCCUGAACUCAGUAAACUAAGGGCGAAGAUGAUCAAGAAGAAAGGAUCACGGGCAUAUGCUUGUCAGUGCAGCUGGAGAUCCAUUGAUGAAUUAACUGAUCUCCAAACAGACCAGCAGCUUCGAUGGGUUUGUGGUAAACAUGCAGAAUGAAGUCCUCUUGUCUGUUGUAGCUACUUUUAUGCAAAAAACAGCUCACAAGCUCAAUUUGUUUCCCACACAGUUUUCUGAGAGUGGAUGGGAACCUGAAUACUUAUAUCUAGAGAUAGAUUACAACACCCAGAGUUCAAACUGAAAACUUUUUUUCACUUCAACUGUAUUGCAAACCAUUGCAUUGUUAGAAGAAACAGCCUAUUUGGAGGCUUUUUGGAGACUAAAUGAGCUUAAAGCUUAUUUUCAGUAGUGUUAAGGAAAGGAAGAGGAGGUUAACAGACUUAGGUAUGGGGCAAAGAAUAGAAGAAUAUCAGCACCUUGGCUGUGUUCCUCAUAUCCAGCAGAGAGCCUUAUUUCCCACAUCUGCAAAAUCUGUGACUCAAAGAAAAUGAUGAGCUGAGAUGCAGCCAUAACACAAGCAUAUGAAUUUCUAUAUGGAAAUUAAUAUUACUGUUCCACUUUUCCCAUAGCUGUCAACAGUCAUAGAUCUCCUAAAAGAUUACCGCAAGAUCAGCUUUCACCACAAAGGUUUUGGCACACCCCAAAACCUUACUUUCUGUUGCCCACCAGUAGCCAAGAACUGCAGGUGUUGGAAAUUUCCUUCCUAGUUCCUACUCCACUCCAUGUGUUUCUUUCUUCAAAACUUUUUCUGCUGAGCAAGGACUUUCUGUUGAAGUUCCUUGGACCUUUAUCAUAGGGAAUUUCUUGGGCUUUCUUCAGCCUUCACUGCAAGAGGUGAACAGGUUAUUGAACAAUACUGUGUAGUUUAUAAAGUGUUCUGAGGAAUAUUUGGUUCUGUUCCACCAAUAUUUUCAAGGAAAAAAAAAGCUCAGACUUUAAGAGUGAGAAAAAUAUAUCCCCACUGACUUUCAUAUUUGGAAUCUUUUCAGUUUACAUAGUUUCGCUUCAAAAUACUACAUAUUCAGAAAGGAUAUCUGUCCUGUUUCAACACAUACUCCUCCCCCAGUAACAUCAUAAUAUCAUGUUACUUGGCAAGUUGUUUUGGUUACAGUUAACGUCACUGUACUUUAUAAGCUUCUUCCUUUUCACUACUUACUUAUAAACAAGACAGGAGUUGGUUUUGUUUUUUGCAGGGGAAAGGAAAGGGUUACCAGUCCUGGAAAUUGUUACAUUGAAAAAUGUCCCAAGUUCCAAAGAGAGACAGUGGGAACAUUUCAAAAUGAGGUGUAACUAAAAAAAAAGGGGGGGGGAUGAGAAAUCUGUCAGUAUUUUUGUUGUGCAUAUGAUACUGUACAGAUAAAUUCAAAAUGACUUGCCUUGUGCAAUUCCAGUUAUACAGAGCUGUUUCUGUUUUUAUGAAAUGUUGCUCACUGCCCUAAUCUGUACACGAUCAGUCUGUUCUUUUUCUGAGCCUUUCCAAGGCAGUUAUAUGGUCUUUCUUACGGAAGUCAUCUAUUGAAUCAGCAGCCUUGUCUGUACCCCUCUGAAAGAGCAGGUCCUGGUAAUGGCCAGAGGUGUCAUGUACUCUGCAUCCCACCCAUCUUCUUGGGUGAGUGUUUGUGCAGAGCCUGUGGAGGACCUGCAGCGUGUCAGGGAGGCCUGACAGUGCGCCUGUACACGGUGCUCCAGUGCCCUAGAGUUCACGUUCCAGGGGCUGUGCUGGUAGGCACAGAGAUGAGCCUAAAACAUGGUGGUUGGCUUUGGAGAAGAACGUCAGUUUCCCCUGGCAUAAUGAUACAGACAUAUUUAGUAUAAUUUGUUGUUUCCAGGGCAAUUGGUGUUUCAGGUUGAAGUUCCAACUGCUAGAGUCUAAUACUGCAGGUUUGGGAGACAGGGAGACCUGGAGAUCAGUUGGUCAGUGCUCAGCAGAUACUGGACUAGGUCAGCUUACUUUCUGCCCUUUACAAAGAGAUACCUAAGUGAUUUUUAUUCCUAAGGAACUUCAGAGCUGAUGGUAAGAGAAGAACCCAACAGUAGUAUGUAAUUUAAUAACAAGCACUGCAGAAGAAAAAAACUACUUUCCAUUCUCCAUCUUGAAGAAAAAUACAUUUCAGUAACAGCUUUGGCUCACCUCUUCAAAGGACUUUGGAGACUGUGAUGACUGAGUAGCCCAGGGGAUGCGGUUUUGGCCUGGAUUUCCACUGGAACUUGUGCCAUAAUGCAGAGAACAAGUUAGGCUUGCAACUUGUGAGCAGGAAAAAGGGAAAAUCUGAAUACCCAUCUCAGUUCAUAACACCAAGUCUUAUGGAGUUGUCCGAUGCCAUGUCACUUGGCAAAGGAGCAUGUCUCCUGUACCCUGUUUUAAACAAACAGGAAUAGUCAUCCCCCUCUGGAAUAGUUUACGCUGCCAAGUGUGUGAAGGAAAACGUGGAAACAAAAGGUCAAGACAUCUGUUCUGGUGAUUUGGUGACAAGAAGACAGAAAGCUUGCAGCAGUUGAAAAUGGAGGCUAGGGAGGAAUUGAGACAAAAGGUCUGAGAGUGUAGAAGUAAAAGGAAUUGACACAAAUACCUAUUGAUAGUAUCAGUCAGCAAUUCUCAGAGGUCACCUCAUCCCUCAGUCUUCUUUUAGUCUAGAGAAGUGUAGAAACAGUAUUGUUUCUGGAUAGAGAUCGUUAUCGUGUGAUUAUAUCGCUAGCACCCUUAAGAUUGCACUCCAGGCACUGAAAAUUUAGAAGAUGGUCUCUUUUGUAGAUGUGUGUGGAAACCUGAGCAUUUCCCUGAAAUCAUCAUGUUUAUUCAAGUACAGUUACUUGUUUCUGACCUUGAACAGAAUGGUGGGCUAUGAUAGCUCUUUGUCUAAGUGAAGUUAAAGAUGUGUAGAAAUAGUACUUACUGCAUUGUCUUUCAUUACAGAAUUUAGCCUAUUUCUAGAUUGGAGAAUAGUUACUAUGUCAUUAAAAGUAAUUAUCUUGGAGGAAAGAGGAGUGGUAUUAAGAAUUAGAUUUUCCUGCCUGUGUUUUCUUCAGUGUUAACAUAUCACAAACCACUGCAAAAUCCUCAAAUGAGAAGAAUGUCAAGAAAGCUAAAAUUGGAGCUUGAACACUUAUUUGAUGAAGGUAUUACAAGAUUGCACAUGUAUUUCAAUAUGUAGCCUAGUCCUUAAGUGAUACUUCCUUGUCAGUUAUCUGAGAUAGUAGGGAUUUUACAACAAAUUUUGUAUAAGAAUGCAGUUCAGCUGUUGUCAAACAGAAGUACUGCAGAACAGUUUUGCUAAGUAUAAAUGUGACCUUUGUUUUCUUCCAGUUUUUGCUCUGGAAGAAAUAAUACCAUUUUUGCCUGUGGAAUGGGCACAAUGAAAAUUUAAGACUUCCAUUUUGUUUGAGUGAGUUGCUUGGAAAUUUUCUAGCUUGCACCAUUAUUAUGUAGCAGAUCCCUCAGCAAAACAAGACAAUGAAGUAUGACAAAAUGAGUCCACACAAAAGCAUUCUCUUGGAAAUGUAAUCAGUGAUUUAAUGCCACCCCAACAUCUUGUCUUCUAAAGCAGUUUCCCUGCAAUACCUCUGGAUAGGAAUCAAAUUCUGAUGUAUGCAAUACAUUUUAAUAGCUUUUCUUUAUCAAUUUUUAAUGUGCUGUUCUAACUGAGUAUCUUACUUGUUUUCCCUGCAAAAAUAUGUCCAACUCAGAAUGUGUAUAUAGCUCAGGAGACUUAAUUAUUAAGGAUAUUGACCUGCCAUAAAACUUUACUUACAGAAGCACAAUAGCAUUACAUAUUGCAAGGUCUGUAUUGUGUAAAAUUGAAUAAAGAUUUUUUUUUAUGAA
This is a messenger RNA of Dromaius novaehollandiae (emu), 4636 nucleotides long. It is a transcript of the gene CFAP418, whose product is annotated as cilia and flagella associated protein 418. The transcript has 6 exons. NCBI's taxonomy places the organism in Eukaryota, Metazoa, Chordata, Aves, Casuariiformes, Dromaiidae. Gene Ontology annotation, cellular component: cytosol. The coding region runs from base 268 to 915 and encodes 215 amino acids. The record is from RefSeq and is a predicted model, not a curated record.